AUGUCUGUUAUACCAGCAUUUCUUCCAUCUUCAACUCCAUACGCUCCUUCUCCAACUCCACCCGACUCAGACUCAAGUUGCACCCCUCCACAUUCUCUCGAUCUUUCAUCUACUACUACUACUACUACUACUACUACUACAGCAACAACAUCUACCAUCAAAUCUCAACUUUUCCCAGAUCUUCUAACUACUACAACAACAGCAACUACUGAUACUACAACCAAUACUAAUACUAAUACUAAUAUUAAUAUUAAUAUUAAUACUGCUGAUACUGCCUCAUCUUCUAUCCCUUCUCCAGUCUCAUCUGCUUCUCCUCCUUCUCAAUCAAAACUCCAAAUGAAAUUCCAAGGCCUUAGUUUACUUUAUGCUGAUACUGCCCCAACUUCUACUUGGAAACCUCAGGUCGACCCUUGGAUGAAACGCCAUCAUCCUGCUCAAAUGAAAGACAUUGCUCGCUCUGCUUCUCCUCCUCCAAUUUACAAUUCUCUCGAAUCUCACUGGUCUUUUACAAUCACUAAAACUCGUCAGGCCCUUGAAUUAGAUGCUAUUAAAGGCCAAUCUGAAUCUCUUCUUGCAAAUUAUUAUCAAAUCCCAGGUUUAUUAGAUCCUAAACCACCUACCCUUUUAGAUCCUUCUUAUUCUUCUUCUUGUUCUUCUUGCUCUUCUUGCUCUUCUUUUGUGGCGGCAACUACCGGAUGCGAGCACACCAUUCUUCAAAAAUCAAACUCUGCACGGCUUGGCGGUAGUGGUGGUACUAGUUUGCCCAGAUCGUCUUCUGAUUUGUCAAUCGCUCAUCAACACAACAAUUUUACCUCCCGACCAUAUACUGGAGAAAGUGCUCUUAUAGAAGAUGAAGAUGAUGAUGAAGAAUAUGAUUAUGCUGGCAAUGUCAACGAGACUAUUUAUAAUAAUAAUAAUAAUAAUAAUAACAACCCAUCAAGAUUUAAGACUUCUUCUACUUCUACAACCCUCCUUUCAAAAGGCUUAUCGGCAUCAGCUGUGCGCCGCAAGUCCGCAGCAGAUGCAACCCACCACAAACCCCAAUCUAUUACUACCAAUACUACUAAUAAUACUUCAUCAUCAUUAUCAUUAUCAUCAUCAUCAUCAUCAUCAAAGAGAUUUCCGCCGCUUAAUUCAAAGCCACGAACAAAAUCAUUAUCCGCUGCCCAGCAGCAUCAACAGCAACAGCAACAGCAACAGCAACAAGGAUCCACAAUAUCACUUGGACCUGCUGCCUCAAUCACAGGAUCAAUCUCAACUCCAUUACUCCCACCCGCUGGAAUUUCUAAACCUUCAGGUCAACGUAGAAGAUCUUCCACAAAUGCGCCAUAUGUCAAGGCUGGAGACUACGCCGCCAAGGUAGCCGCCGCCACAGCUGCUGCGGCCUCUGGUGCAUAUCUACUCCCAAGUCUAUCAUCCUCUGCUUCAACUCUUAGAAGUAAAUCGUCUAGCCCUACCCUGAUACCCAACGGAGCACAAGUUCCAAUGGCUUACCCUAUGGCGGUAUCUCCUGCAGAGCAAUCAUCUUUUAUGGGACCGGGAGAAGGUACCGGGACUUAUAAUCAAAUGCUAGCAUACCAGCCACCAUCUCCGCCAUCAUCACCCAAUUCUCAUAGUGCCAAAAAAAAUGGGGCUGCUGCUGCUGCUGCUGCUGCUGCUGCUACUACCCAACAAGCACAGGCACAGGCGCAGGCGCCUACUCCUCAGCAAAGAGGUUACAGCACAGUCCCAUCAAGUCAAACAUUAACAUUCCAUUCCAAGCGACGGUGCAUUUCCUGUGGGUCUGAUCAAUCACCAUGUUGGCGGCCUUCAUGGUCACCAGCAGCCGGACAAUUGUGUAAUUCAUGUGGGUUACGGUAUAAGAAAACCAAUGCACGAUGUCUUAAUAAGGCAUGUGGUCGGAUUCCUGCCAAGUGUGAAUGGGCUAGUAUUAAGAAUGAGGCAGUACGGGAUGCAGAUGGAAAGAUUCAUUAUCGGUGCACGUCUUGUAAGGGAGAGAUUGAGGUGAAGAAGACAUGA
This is a messenger RNA of Magnusiomyces paraingens, 2019 nucleotides long. RefSeq lists its product as uncharacterized. Bases 1 to 2019 code for a protein of 672 amino acids. Lineage: Eukaryota; Fungi; Ascomycota; Dipodascomycetes; Dipodascales; Dipodascaceae. Gene Ontology annotation, biological process: regulation of DNA-templated transcription. The record is from RefSeq and is a predicted model, not a curated record. Gene Ontology annotation, molecular function: zinc ion binding; sequence-specific DNA binding. The transcript has a single exon.